CUUCAGCGCUACUUGUCAGACCUGAGCAGCAGUAAGUAUAUCCAGACAGACAGCAGCUCUGGAAAACAGUCACGCUCCCUCCUGGGACCUGGGCUGCUGGCCAUGCCCUUGACCCUCUGGCCCAAGUGGCUGGUAGGUAAGGGACUGCCCCUUCUCGGAGCAGCGCUGCUGCGGAAGAGAGAAAAGACGGAACCACAAUGGAGCCACUGGCGGAGGGAAACCCACCCAUACUACGACCUUCAAGUGAAGGUGCUGAGGGCCAGAAACAUCCAGGACACAGAUCUGUUGUCCAAGGCUGACUGCUAUGUCCAACUGUGGCUGCCCACAGCUUCCUUUAGCCCUGCUCAGACAAGGACAGUGGCUAACUGCAGUGACCCAGAGUGGAAUGAGACCUUUCAUUAUCGGAUCCAUGGGGCUGUGAAGAACGUCCUGGAGCUUACCCUCUAUGACAAGGACAUCCUGGACAGCGAGAAGCUCUCCUUACUUUUGUUUGACCUGAGUAGUCUCCAGCCAGGCCAGCCUCACACAGAAAACUUCACUCUGAACCAGCAGGAUUCAAGAGAGCUGCAAGUAGAAUUUACUCUGGAAAAGAGUCAGAUGCCUGCAUCUGAAGUCAUUACCAAUGGGGUCCUGGUGGCUCACCCCUGCCUGAGAAUCCAGGGCACGCUCAAGGGAGACAAGACAGCUUCACUUGGAGAGCACGGCUCGAGGCAGAUCCGGCUGGCCGUGCCUGGGGCCUACGAGAAGCCACAGACAGUACCUCGGCAGCCGACCUUUACCUUCCACGUGAACCCAGUGCCGAGCCCCACGCUGCAAGUGGGGGUGGAAAAGCCCCUACUUUUGCAGAGCAGCCCCACUGAUCAGCUGGAGGCUCAGAGCAGCAAGCCGGGCCAGGCAAGCCUCCUGCUCUCCUCUCUGCCCCUCGGCCAGGAGGAACAGCACACUGUGGCGCUGGAGAAGGGCCAGGAGGUGACUCUGAGUGUGAAAGCAGAAAUGAGCUCUGGGGACUUAGACCUGCGCCUUGGCUUUGAGCUCUGUGACGGGGAGCUGGAAUUUCUGGACAAGAGGAAGCAGGUCGCAGCCAAGGCCCUGCAGUGGGUGAUGGGACUGAGUGAGGCUCCACACAGCGACCAGGUGCCUGUGGUAGCUGUGUUAGGCUCUGGGGGCGGAACCAGAGCCAUGACUUCCCUGUACGGCAGCCUGGCCGGGCUGCAGGAGCUUGGCGUUCUGGAUGCCGUGACCUACCUGAGCGGGGUUUCGGGGUCUACCUGGUGCAUCUCUACGCUCUGCACGGAUCCAUCCUGGUCCCAGAAGUCUUUGCAGGGCCCCAUUGAACGUGCCUCGGCUCGAGUCUGCAGCAGUAAGAUAGGGUUGCUCUCCCCAGAGCGGCUGCAAUACUACUCCAGGGAGAAGGCGGCCUGGGAGAGCAGAGGCCACACCAUGUCCUUCCCUGAUUUCUGGGGCCUCGUGGUCGAAUAUUUCCUGAACCAGGCGGAAAACCCUGCCAAGCUGUCAGACCAGCAAGAAAUAGUCAGCCAGGGUCAGAACCCAUACCCCAUCUACGCCAGCGUCAACGUCCACCCAAACAUCAGUGGGGAAGACUUCGCAGAGUGGUGUGAGUUCACACCCUACGAGGUCGGUUUCCCCAAGUAUGGGGCUUAUGUCCCCACCCAGCUCUUUGGCUCUGAGUUCUUCAUGGGUCGGCUGCUGCAGUCCUGGCCAGAGCCCCGCAUCUGUUACCUUCAGGGCAUGUGGGGCAGUGCUUUCGCCACCAGCCUGUAUGAGAUCUUCCUGAAGACGGGACACUCAGGCCUGGGCUUUCUGGACUGCCACAGAAGCACUGUGAAAAUCACAGAAAGCAGUCCAAGGUUCCGGCUGAAGGACCCCACACGGCUGCCUACCAGGCUCUUCACGCCACAGAACCCCUUCUCUCAGGCCGUGCUGGACAUAUUCACCUCCCGCUUUACUUGUACCCAGAACUUUAACUUCACCAGAGGUCUCUGCUUGUACAAGGACUACCUGGCUAGCAGGGAGUUUGUGGCCUGGAAAAAGAGACACCCUGAUGCCCGCCCCAACCAGCUCACACCCAUGAAGGACUGCCUGUCCCUAGUAGAUGGAGGCUUUGCCAUCAACUCACCAUUUCCGCUGAUCCUGCAGCCCCAGCGGGCUGUGGACCUCAUUGUGUCCUUUGACUACUCCCUGGAAGCCCCGUUUGAGGUGUUGCAGAUGACAGAGAAGUACUGCCUGGACCGAGGGAUCCCCUUCCCCAGGAUUGAGGUGGGCCCCAAGGACCUUGAGGAGCCCCGUGAGUGCUACCUGUUCACCAAGGCGGAAGACCCCUGCUCGCCCAUCGUCCUGCACUUCCCCCUCGUCAACAGGACCUUUAGGACACAUCUGGCCCCAGGUGUGGAACGACAAACAGCUGAAGAGAAGGCCUUUGGGGACUUUAUCAUCAAUGGGCCAAACACCCCCUACGGAAUGAUGGACUUCACCUAUGAGCCCAAGGAGUUUGACCGGCUGGUGACCCUGAGUCGGUACAACGUCCUGAACAACAUGGAGACCAUCAGGCAUGCCCUCCAGCUGGCUCUGGAUCGGCGGCAGCAGGCUGGAGAAGGGGUCGGGGGCUGAGCUGGUGAGAGUCAAAGGACCGCGGGAGAGAUGUGACGGAGGACUGUUGUUGGAAGUAUAUGGCAUUGGGCUGAUAAUGCUUGUUAUCAGCCCCAUAGUUGUUACGGCAGUAUUGUCUAACCCACCAUCAUAAUCAAUAAAACACAGACGC
Messenger RNA from Meriones unguiculatus (Mongolian gerbil), 2779 nucleotides. RefSeq names its product phospholipase A2 group IVF (gene Pla2g4f). Gene Ontology annotation, biological process: glycerophospholipid catabolic process. Gene Ontology annotation, molecular function: calcium-dependent phospholipid binding; calcium ion binding. Gene Ontology annotation, cellular component: cytosol. The transcript has 20 exons. The coding region runs from base 103 to 2628 and encodes 841 amino acids. Lineage: Eukaryota; Metazoa; Chordata; Mammalia; Rodentia; Muridae. The record is from RefSeq and is a predicted model, not a curated record.